Molecule: messenger RNA, 660 nt
Organism: Triticum dicoccoides
Lineage: Eukaryota; Viridiplantae; Streptophyta; Magnoliopsida; Poales; Poaceae
Product: photosystem I reaction center subunit psaK, chloroplastic
Exons: 2
Coding region: 53-445 (130 amino acids)
Biological process (GO): photosynthesis
Cellular component (GO): photosystem I; membrane
Source: RefSeq, a predicted model, not a curated record
UCAGCAUUGCGCCUGAGCAAUCGCAGCAUCCACAGCACACAAAUCCGCAGCCAUGGCUUCCCAGCUCUCCGCCAUGACCUCCGUGCCGCAGUUCCACGGCCUCAGGAGCUACUCCUCGCCCAGGUCCAUGGCGACGCUGCCGUCCUUGAGGAAGAGGUCCCAGGGCAUCCGCUGCGACUACAUCGGCUCCUCCACCAAUAUCAUCAUGGUGACCACGACGACCCUGAUGCUGUUCGCCGGGCGGUUCGGGCUGGCGCCGUCGGCGAACAGGAAGGCGACGGCGGGGCUCAAGCUGGAGGCGCGCGAGUCCGGGCUGCAGACGGGCGACCCGGCCGGCUUCACUCUCGCCGACACGCUCGCAUGCGGCUCCUUCGGCCACAUCUUGGGCGUCGGCAUCGUGCUCGGCCUCAAGAACACCGGCGUCCUCGACCAGAUCAUCGGCUAGAACCUUCCUUUUCCGUCGAUAGCUGUUCUGCAUCCGCAUCGCGCGCUCCAUGUAGUGGAUCAAUUAAUGCUCCCUUUGUGAUUUGAUGAUGUGGUGUAGUACAAUGUAUGUAUGUGUAUGCAUCUUUGUUUCAGCGGGACGUACCGCCGCGCCGGUGUGGCAACUGCUUCAUCCCAUGCGUUUUUCAUCAUCUAUAGUAUCUUUCACAUGGUGAA